This is a messenger RNA of Cataglyphis hispanica, 1147 nucleotides long. RefSeq names its product DNA repair protein RAD52 homolog. Gene Ontology annotation, cellular component: nucleus. Gene Ontology annotation, biological process: double-strand break repair via homologous recombination; double-strand break repair via single-strand annealing; mitotic recombination. NCBI's taxonomy places the organism in Eukaryota, Metazoa, Arthropoda, Insecta, Hymenoptera, Formicidae. Bases 260 to 1027 code for a protein of 255 amino acids. The transcript is spliced from 6 exons. The record is from RefSeq and is a predicted model, not a curated record.
GAUUUCAAAAUGACAGAAUUCCCGAUAAUUAUCAAUUAUGAUUGGCUCAUAUUCUUAUUGGUUAUACCCUACGCUUUUUCAUUUCCUUUUAUUCUUACUUGCGCGCUAAAUUCGUGAUUUAAAGACGCAAAUCUUUGGCGCGAAUUUCUCGACAUGUAAAAAUUAUUUAUUUUUCGAUUGCGCAAAAAUAAUUAAUGUUUUCACCUCUCAGCCUGCCACAAAGCAAGUUGUGGCAAAAAAAUCUGAGAAAAUUGAACCGAUGGAUUUUGCAGCCGAUUGUCGUGAUUUAAUUUUAACGGCUAAUAAGGUUUUUGGAGAAGGAAAAUGGAAUCAUACGGUUGUUCAUCAAACUUUAGAUUAUGUUGAGAUCAUUGGUGCCAAGUGUAGCGUAGGAUGUGUUAGUUCUGUUAAAGUUCAACUGGAGAAUGGAAACUUUCAUGAAGAAAUUGGUUAUUAUAGCGCAGAAGAAUCUACAAAAGGCUUGUCAAUACACAAUGCAAGAAUUGGUUCUGCUGUAAAUGGCUUAAGAAGAGCUUUGUUGUCAUUUGGAAACAAAAUUGAAAGAGAAUUGCAAUCGCAAAAAGAAAUUAAUCCUGAACAAACUGAUGACAUACAAAAAAGUCUGGUACAAUCAUCAGUUAAUAAGCAGAUUGAAGAAAAAUCAAAUGUUCAUAUUGAAGAGUCUAUUUGUAAGAUAGAUACAAAUCUGGAAUCGGAUAAAAAUAAAGUACCUAUAAAAAAGAUAACAAAUGAUGAUAAUACUUCAUCACCAUCAUCAAGAAUGGUUAACUCUCAAGAACUUCUUUUAUCUUUGUUGGAUCAGAAAAAAAUAGUGACAGUACAAAACGACAAAGCAGAUACUAAAAUUGAAGAGAAAUCAAAACAAGUAUUAUCUGCAAAAGAAUUACAACGAAUGGAGAGAAAAAGAAAACAAAUGGAAAAACAGAUGGAAUUUAAAAAACGUAUGAUGGAAAAGGAAGGGUUGGCAGUAUUAAACAGUGAUAAUAAGCCUAAUCCUAAAUAUUAAUAAUAUACAUAUAAAUAGCAUAUAUCAUGUAAACACAUCCAUUUUUGUAAAGCCAAGCCAAUGUUAUAUCUGUAAUAUAUAUAUAUAUAUAUAAUAAAUUUAUUUUUUAUAUUGAAAAAA